Pseudophryne corroboree (corroboree frog) is the source of this 5399-nucleotide messenger RNA. Its product is annotated as WASH complex subunit 2A-like. Lineage: Eukaryota; Metazoa; Chordata; Amphibia; Anura; Myobatrachidae. The record is from RefSeq and is a predicted model, not a curated record. Gene Ontology annotation, cellular component: nucleus. The transcript is spliced from 30 exons. The coding region runs from base 213 to 4100 and encodes 1295 amino acids. Gene Ontology annotation, biological process: chromatin organization.
GCCAAUACGUCAUCUGAGCAUGUCACAUGACGCAUGUCACCUGACCUGAGCUCCAACAUGGCGUUUGUGAUAAUCUAGAGGCAGCAAGCAGGGAUGUCAGAAGUCGUUCUUAGCCUGUAACGUCCUUGGCUCCGGCUCGUCCGUGACUACCCCGUCUGCUGCGUUAGCCGCCUGAAGGGCGACUAAUAGCGGUGGUUCCCGAAGGCUCAGCCAUGAACGGCCAUGUGAGCUCAGCGGCAGAGGAGCCAGUGUGGGAGAGACCCUGGUCCCUGGAGGAGAUCAGGAGAAGCAGCCAGAGCUGGUCUCUUGGGGCCGAUGCUGGGCUCCUACAUUUUCUCAAAGAGUUCUCCCACCAGACCAUAUCAAGAACCCACGAUAUUGAAAAACAACUGGAUGGACUGGUCCGCGAAACAAAAACAACGGAGUGCCGGCUGCACAAUAUCUUUAAUGAUUUCCUUAUGUUGUCCAAUACCCAGUUUAUCGAAAAUAGAGUGUAUGAUGAAGAAGUUGAAGAACAUAUAGUAAAGUCUGACCCAGGAGAGAAACCUGAACAGGAGAAAACCCGGGAGCAAAAAGAAGCAGAAUUAAUUCCAAAGAUCCAGGAGGCUGUAAAUUACGGUUUACAAGUGCUGGAAACUGCAUUUGAACAACUUGAUAUCAAGGCAGGAAACUCAGAUUCUGAAGAGGAAGAAGUUAAUGAAAGAGUGGAACUUAUUUUGGAGCCAAAGGAUCUUUAUAUAGACCGACCGCUGCCUUAUCUUAUCGGCUCUCAAUUAUUCAUGCAGCAAGAGGAUGUUGGUCUUGGGGAUAUAUCAAGUGAAGAAGGGUCUGUGGACAAUGACAGGGGAAGUGUGAUUGACAGCCAGGAAGAAGAUGAAAAAGAUAAUGACGAGGAUUCUGAAGAGGACUUCGGUAACAAUUCAGAUGAAGAGAAAAAAUUGCACACAGCCCUGAGUGAUGAGGAUGAGGAUAAUGGCUCUGACCUGUUUGGUGAUUCGGAUAAAGAGGAAGAGGAGGAAAAUGAAAAAUCUACAAAGACCAGAACAAAAUCAUUUGCUGAUGAAUUGGCAGCCCGGAUUCAAGUGGAAGUUCCAAAAAGGCAGGAGGUCGAUCAGUCAUCCAUAUUAUCUUCAGAGGUCAAAAGCAAAAAAGAAAAGAAAGAAAUCAGAAAACUUCCUUCUGACGAUGAAGAUGAUUAUAUCUUUAAACCACCCAAGCUUACAGAUGAAGAUUUCUUUGGCAAUAAAGGAGGUCUUUUCAGUGGAGGAAAGGGACUCUUUGAUGAUGACGAUGAGGAGGGUGACCUUUUCUCUGAUGUUCAUAGCAAGGAACGUAAGCAGACAGAAGCAGCCCCUGUUCCAAAACCAGAAACAUUGCCAUCGGAUGUGAAAAAGAAGCCGCCCUAUGGAGGGGUUUCCCUUUUCCACGGUGCAGAGGAUGUGAUCAACUCCUCAGUGUUGGCAGACAAGGAAAAAAGAAAACUCCCAACUCCUACAGAUGCUGCACCAAACCCUCCAAAUAACACAGGGCUGUUUGAUGAUGACGAGAUCUUUGGUGGAUCAGCUACAGCACAGGCUGCAGGGAAAGCCAAGGAAGCUGCUGAUCUGUUUGCUGAUGAGGACUUAUUUAAUGACCACAAUUCUUCAACAUUUAAAAAUUCAAAAGAGUCAGAAGCACCUAAACCAACAACCUUGGACAAAAAGGUUGCACAAUUGCCUACAGAAAAGCCAAAGCUGCCAGAACCUUCGACCAAGAAACAAAUUAGAGGUCUCUUCUCUGAUGAAGAGGAUUCAGAGACAGACUUAUUUUUGCCAAGUCAAAGUGUUGGCAAGUCUAAAACAACAAUGUUGCCGACAACCAAGGCCAGUAACGCUCUUUCUCUGUUUGAUGAUGAGGAUGAAGACUUGUUUGGUGCGGUACCUGAGAAACAGCCAUUGCCUACUUCAGUAAAAUCAGUUCAGCAACCUGCAGCGGCAAAAUCUCUCAAAUCUGGCCUGUUUAGCAGUGACGAGGAGGAUCCUAUCACUGUUUCAAAUAACCGUAAACCAGUUGAGAAAAGCAAGAAAGAUGCAGCUAUUCCACCUAACGCAAAGAAGGAGGAAAGGACUGAAAAGAAAUCUAGCUUAUUUAACAAUGGCGACGAUGACCUUUUUGCAAUUACAAAAGAAAGCCAGAAGAAGCAUCAUCGUGUUUCUCUGUUGUUUGAGGAAGAUGAAAUCGGUGAAGAACCUUUGUUUGCAGCUGAAGUAACCCCGUCUCCAUCAGUGGGUCAGGCUUUGAAUCCGUCAAGUACAUCAGUUCCUGCAAAAGUAGAAAACGAAAAGGUGUCCUUGUUUGAUGAUAGAGAUGAAAAGCCUGAAAGUAAAGCACCAGUCCAUACCUCACAGGAUAAACGGCCAUCUGUACCGAAAAAAGAAAAUACGGUAAAACCAGCUCCUCUGCAAGAACCAGUUGAUGACAUUUUUGCAGCCUCUCCACUAACCUCUAAGCACACAAAGAUCAAGAGUAAAAAUGUCCUGAGUCUCUUUGGGGAUGAAGAAAACAAUAUGGAAGAUCAUUUUCCAGCUAAAAUUACACCAAAGGAUUCUGGAGAGGACUCCUUGGAGAAGAACACACAUGGGAAGAGCACUGGUGUAUUCCAAGAUGAGGAACUUCUCUUCAGUCAGGAAUUACAGGAGGAUAACGAUCCAGACGUAGAUCUCUUUGCCAGCACUAGUAAAAAAUCAUCUGAGAAACCCAGCAAUACUAAACCAUCAGCUGGAGUAGGAUUAUUUGGGGAUGAUGCUGACGAUGAUCUCUUCAGUACAGCUAAACCCAAGAAACCUCCGAAAGUGCAAGAAAAGAAACCAGUUAUCAAAAGAGAGAGUUUGGAAACAUCUAAAGAAUCUGACAGAUUGCCUGGGGCAAAUGAGAAACCCACAGAUCCGUCACCAAUUAAAACAAAAAGUCCUUCCUCACGGAUUGGAAAACUACAAGCAAAUUUGCUUAUUAACCCAGCAGCACUGUUACCAGGUGCAGUUCCCAAGCUAGCAGGUGCAAGAUCCAUUGCUCCAGAGAUAGACUCUCCAGCACCAUCAGUCGCUGAAUCCACCCGAAGCUCAGACGCUGUCGGCAAAAGCGCGGAAGCAGCGAGCUUUGACACAACCGCUCAAGUUGAUACACUUUACAGCGCUAAUAAGUCUCGUGUCAAAGUUGGUAGCAAAAGAAGACCGCCUACACGAUUAGGCAGAAAACUUGCCUCUCAGGACUCUGGGGAGACUGAAGGCCUUAACGAGUCAUCACCAAUUUCGCCCACACCGGAUACGAACUCCAAAUCUGGAUUUGGUGAAUCAAGCCGGCAGUUGGAUAGACAUGAGAAAACCUCUACUAUGAAGCUUUCCCUUUCAGAGAACGAUGUACAGUCAAGAGCAAAUACCAAAGUUGCCAUAAAUCCUCUGACACCUGAUAUAAAUGACUUAUUUGGUUCUGAUCUUUUUGCGAAAACUUCAUUGCCUAAUCCAGUUGUCUCCAGACAACAGAUAGAAGAGAGUCAUGGGAAUGAGUUUACCAAAAAGUCUAUCGUGAAUCAGGGAAAGAAGUCUCCAGCUGUAGCGAUUGAUGAUGGUAGUGAUGAUGACCCCUUUAAGUCCAUAAAAGUCAAGAAGGCACUCCAGCCAACCUCUCUAAUAAGCAAUGAACCUGAGGAUGAUCUAUUUGGGAUCAAGAAACCUCAGCGGAAAGUGGAUAGUCUGCCUGUUCCGCCAAAAGAUAUUAAGCCCACUACCAGUGAUAUAUUUGAGGAUGACAUAUUUGCAGCUGAAGCCAUCAAGCCAGUGAAAAAAACAAAAGAGAAGAAGGCAGCUUCAGAAACCAAUCUGUUUGAUGAUAAUAUGGACAUUUUUGCUGAUCUCAAACACAAACCUAAGGAGAAAAAGUCAAAAAAGAAGGUGGAGCCCAAGUCCAUAUUUGAUGAUGAUAUGGAUGAUAUAUUUUCAACAUCAGCUUCGAAUAUAAAGAAGACAAAACCAAAAACAAAGUCAAGUCAGCCAGCAUCUGAUACAAAACCAGAUGCCAAGGUUUCCACUGCAUUCGAUGAUCCCUUAAAUGUCUUUGGUAAAUGAAAACAACGGUCUUUAGAGAGGGACGGUAUUUGCACAAUGUCACAUUACUGCGUCACAUAAAAAGCAUUUUACUAGUAGUUAAUAUUUUACUUACAAUUUGUUAAAGUAGGAGGACGAGUUAAAUGUUUUAGUUUUUAUAAAGCACUUAUAUGUCUGUGCCAAACUUUCAUACUUGGUAAACCUGUUAAUCUCAAAUUUUUAGGGCAAGGGCUGUUAAAUGGGGUAACCCCAGUACUGUCCAAUACAGAAUCAUCUCUUCUUGGAGACAUUCCUCUACUCUUUGCACUCUCUGUUUGCUUCAGUUGCACUGAAAGUAGAGAGAGAUACAAUAGUGAUAUUGUGGUAGUUAGUGAGGCAACUAGAUUUUACACCAAGUGCAGAUUACAUGUUUAUUAUCUAUACUCACAGCAGAAAAUAGUGAUUGUAUCCUCUAGGCUACUUUUUAUGCUAUGUUUUGUAAAUUGCUCUGAAAAUAAGAAAACAAUUAAAUAUAUAUGUAUGUAUGUAUGUAUUCUUUAUGGGUCAAGUUAGAAAUAGAAGUGUCACCAUUACCAGGAUGCCAUUUGCAUAAUACCAGCACACAUACUAUCAGCAAUUACAUAUUUUAUUAAAGGUAUAAUAUUCUGUGGUACUUGGGAGACCAGCUGCUUUAGCUCUGCUAACAAGUGAGUAUGGGGGGGGGGGGUGGUAAGGCUGUGGCAGUUGGUAAGGAAGGGAAGAGAUUAGUGGCAGUUGGUAAGGAAGGGAUGAGAUUAGUGGCAGUUGGUAAGGAAGGGAUGAGAUUAGUGGCAGUUGGUAAGGAAGGAAUGAGAUUAGUGGCAGUUGGUAAGGAAGGGAUGCGAUUAGUGGCAGCUGGUAAUGAAGGGAUGCGAUUAGUGGCAGUUGGUAAUGAAGGGAUGCGAUUAGUGGCAGUUGGUAAAGAAGGGAUGAGAUUAGUGGCAGUUGGUAAGGAAGGGAUGCGAUUAGUGGCAGUUGGUAAUGAAGGGAUGAGAUUAGUGGCAGUUGGUAAGAAAGGGAUAAGAUUAGCGGCAGUUGGUAAGGAAGGGAUAAGAUUAGUGAGCGCUCUAACUUUUUAUGUUGCAACCUUAAACGUGUGGUUACCUUUGCAAUAUCUUUUAAUAUGCUCUGUUGAUCCGUAUCCAAAUGUGCUUGCAUAAACUAGGAUUACAUGGACAGUGCUGACAUUAUCUCUAUUUCCAACUUUGUCUAUACUAUAAUAAAUUUGUAAAGCAUAUAUUGUAAAUUCUAACUGUACUGUAUGUCUAACAAAUUGACAUUAUAAAACAGUGUUCUACACCA